Messenger RNA from Triticum aestivum (bread wheat), 826 nucleotides. RefSeq lists its product as uncharacterized. The record is from RefSeq and is a predicted model, not a curated record. The transcript has 3 exons. The coding region runs from base 1 to 606 and encodes 201 amino acids. Gene Ontology annotation, molecular function: serine-type endopeptidase inhibitor activity. Gene Ontology annotation, biological process: response to wounding. Lineage: Eukaryota; Viridiplantae; Streptophyta; Magnoliopsida; Poales; Poaceae.
AUGGCAUGCAGGGACGUCCGGGACAUGCGGGGCCUAAGACACGUGCGUCUAGGAGGGCAGCGGCGGCGAGGUUUCCAGCCAGAUCUCGCCGGAUCCGACGAGGAUGGCACGCGGGAAGGAGGUGGGGACGUCGACGAGCGGCGAGGGCUCGCCUCAGCGAGGUCCGGCGGGGUUGGAGGCGAGCUCCACAACGACGAGUUCUCCGCUGGCGGCGGCGCGAAGAUAGCGGAGUGGGCGUCAAUGGCUAGGAUGGAGGAGGUCGGCAGUGCGGACACAGAGCAAGGGCGACGACAUGGAUGCGAGAAAGGAAGAGCGGACAUGAGGGAGAGGGCUGUCAAUUUGGUUGAUUUGGUCAAUUUUAACGGAUUUGAGGCAAUGGAAGCCGGGGGAGCGACCGCCGGCGUCGGCGCCGAGAAGAAUUCGUGGCCGGAGGUGGUGGGCCUGUCGUCGGAGGAGGCCAAGAAGAAGAUCAUAGAGCACAAGCCGGACGCCAGCGUCCACGUCGUUCCGGCCGACUCCUUCGUCACCAUGGAUUACAACACCGGCCGAGUCAGGGUGUUCGUCGACUCCAACGACAAGGUCACGAAAGCUCCCAGGAUUGGCUAGCUUAGCCGGGCUCAUCCUUGCGUUUGUGCCAAUAAACGAGGACGUAAUUCUGUCUAGCUGUACUCUGCAAGCGUGUGUACUGAUAUGUGUUGUUGUCGAUAGCAUAGCUGUGUGGUGUGUUACUGUCUUUUACUUCUUUUUAUAUAAAAUAUAAAACAUGGUGUGUUAGUGUCUGGUUGGUUGCUGGAACAAGUCAGACCCCUUCUCAUGUUAUCUUAUA